CUUUUCUUCACCACAGCCCGACUCACGCUCGAUAAGAAUUAUUGAGAGGAAUUCCGGAGAAAGUGUUCACUACCGUAUCCCAACCCUCUUACCUGCCAGCAUCCAUUACCCUACCGCUGCAAGGCCAACACAUAGCAAAUCACAUCAGAUCAAGGAAGAGUGGCCUGGAGCUGGGGUUGGGUUGGGGCAACACAUAAAGAAAAGAAAAGAAAAGAAAGGCUUGUGUGUCACGAUCGAAGGGAAACGCCGGAGGAACGGGCUUGCAUAUCGAUAAGCCUAACCCCACAACACACCCUUCUCACCCUAAGCACAACCCCCGUCGCUCAUCUUUUCACCAAACUGGAUACCGUGCAUGAUCAGUCAAUCAGCAAUUCUUGGCGUUAACCUUCCUCAUCUCUGAUUGCUACAUCUAAGUCUUAGUCCACCAUGGCUACUGAAGUUCCGGAUCCACACCAACUUCACGCAGCUCUGCAGACGGCAGUACUGAAAUGUUCCGAGCGAUGCCUUUACCAGGCAGCUAAAUGGGCAGCAGAGGCCUUAACAUCUAUGCCACCACUUGUUCCGCAAAAUGAUACACCUCUCCCGCAAACUUAUCUCUAUCCUACUUCCCCUUAUGAGAAAGAAGCUAGAUUGCAAGCCGGCGAACUCCCAACAUACUUGUUAUCGAAAUCCUACUUUGAUGUUCACGAAUAUGACCGUUCGUCUGCGGUUUUAGCGAACUGCAAGUCCUCCAAGUCACGCUUCCUGCACCUUUAUGCACAAUACAUUGCCGGCGAGAAACGCCGUGAUGAGGAGAGUGAAAUGAUAUUGGGACCUCUAGAUACAGCAGCUACACAAAAUCGUGAAGUGCAGAGUAUCCUGUCAAUUCUGGAAGCGAUAUUCGCAGAGAAGGGGGACGAUAUCAACGAAGACGAUUCCUGGCUACUAUAUCUCUACGGAAUCGUAUUGUUGAAGCAAAAAAAUGAGGACGAAGCUCGGGCAUCAUUUAUCAAGAGUGUGAACCUAUACCCAUACAACUGGUCAGCGUGGCUAGAAUUGGGCUCAACACUGGGAAACCUCGGAGAUCUAAACAACAUCCUCCAAUCCCUCCCAAACAACAUAAUGACGAACAUCUUUGUCCUUUACUCGAACCAAGAACUAUAUCAAACCUCCGACCCUGUACAUGCCCAACUAGCCGACCUCCAAACCAUCUUUCCGACCUCCGCCUUCCUGAAAACCCAACGCGCACUCCUCUACUACCAUGCCCGGGAAUUCGACGAAGCAGAGGCAAUCUUCGACUCGAUCGUGAAGGCGGACCCCCACCGUCUUGACUGUCUGGACCACUACUCCAACAUCCUAUAUGUAAUGGAAAGAAGACCAAAACUCGGCUUUAUAGCCCAACUCGCUAGCGCAACCGAUAAAUUCCGGCCGGAAACCUGCUGUGUAGUAGGCAACUACUACUCUCUUAAGAGUGAGCACGAAAAGGCCGUCAUGUACUUCCGUCGUGCACUAACUCUCGAUCGGGGCUUUCUCAGCGCAUGGACGUUGAUGGGACAUGAGUAUGUUGAAAUGAAGAAUACACACGCUGCUAUAGAAGCAUAUCGCCGCGCCGUCGACGUAAACCGCAAAGACUACCGCGCCUGGUACGGCCUCGGCCUCUCGUAUGAAGUUCUAGAAAUGCACUACUAUGCCCUCUUCUACUUCCAACGCGCCGCCAGUCUCCGCCCCUACGACCCACAAAUGUGGCAAGCCAUGGGCAGCUGCUUCGACCGAAUGAACCGUCCCAGUGAGGCCAUAAAAGCCUACAAACGCGCCCUCAUAUCCCCGACAAACACCUCCCCGGACACGGCAGUGCUCUUGCAGAUUGGACUCAUGUUUGAAAAACUGAAUAAUCAGAAGGAAGCCUCCAGGUGGAUGGAGAUGUGCCUCAAGGAGGAGGACGAGAAUUCCGGUGUCACGCAGGCGACUAGUAAAGCUAGGAUGUGGCUGGCCAGAUGGGAGUUUGUGAAUCAGAAUUGGACGAAGGCGGCCGAGUACGCUAAUGAGCUCUGCCAGGAUGGACAGGAGAUUGAGGAGGCGAAAGCGCUUGUGAGGGAUUUGAGGAGUCGGAUGGAGGUUGGGAAGAUGUAGCAGUAGCGGUAGCGCUUUCUUCGUCAGAAUGGGGGGGUUGUAUGAUAGAUAUUGGUAGUUCAGCUAUUAUAUUAUUAUUAUAGUCGUAGAAAAGUUACUAGUAGGGUGCUAGUUGUGUAGAUGAAUUACAUUUUACCCACCUU
This is a messenger RNA of Tuber melanosporum (Perigord truffle), 2252 nucleotides long. RefSeq lists its product as uncharacterized. Lineage: Eukaryota; Fungi; Ascomycota; Pezizomycetes; Pezizales; Tuberaceae. Gene Ontology annotation, molecular function: protein binding. The record is from RefSeq and is a predicted model, not a curated record. The transcript is spliced from 5 exons. The coding region runs from base 427 to 2109 and encodes 560 amino acids. Gene Ontology annotation, biological process: cell division. Gene Ontology annotation, cellular component: anaphase-promoting complex.